AAAUGGCAGAUUCCAUAGACUCAAAGCUCCAAAUAGUCAUGUUCCCAUGGCUUGCUUUUGGCCAUUUAAUCCCAUUUCUCAGCCUCUCCAAUGAACUUGCUAAAAAGGGUCACAGAAUCUCAUUCUUGUUACCCAAAAAUGCUGAAAUCAAACUUCAAAAUUUCAAUCUUUACCCUAAUCUCAUCACUUUCCACACACUCAAAAUCCCUCAUAUCCAUGGCCUUCCAUAUGGAGCUGAAACUACAGCUGAUGUGCCUAGAUCUUUGGAAACUCUACUAGCAACAGCUAUGGAUGAAUUGUCUGAUGAAAUCAAAUCUUUUCUUCGAAAUCUAAAACCCCAUUUCGUUUUCUUUGAUUUUGCUCAUUGGGUUCCUGAAAUAGCAACAGAAAUUGGGGUUAUCAAGACUUUAUGUUAUAAAAUCGUUUGCCCUGCUACAUCAGCUUAUUCAUUGGUUCGAUCACCGGAAAAGAGUGUUUUUAUGGCAUCAACUGCAGCUGAAAAAGUUAGGCCACCACCAGGUUACCCUUCUAAUACUGUGGUGCUGCACGAACACGAAGCUAAGUUGCUUGAGUUUCUAUUUCAAGAAUAUGGCAAGGGAGUGACAAUAUACGAACGGUUGUCGAAGGGAAUGACACUAUGCGAUGCAAUAGCUUUGAAAACAUGUCGAGAAAUUGAAGGAACAUUUGGUGACUACUUAGCCACACAAUUUAAAAAACCAGUCCUUUACACUGGACCUGUUCUUCCUGAUCCUGAAAAGGGGCCUUUAGAAGAACAUGGAUUAUCGAAUUGGCUCGAGAAAUUCGAACCAGGAUCAGUAGUGUUCUGUGCAUUUGGAAGCCAAUUGAUUCUUGAAAAGAAACAGUUUCAAGAACUUGUUUUAGGCCUUGAACUAACAGGUCUGCCAUUUCUGUUAGUUGUUAAGCCACCUGAAGGAACAAAGUCAGUAGAAGAAGCCUUGCCUGAGGGAUUCAAAGAAAGGGUUCAAGAAAAAGGAUUGAUUCUUGAUUGUUGGGUGCCUCAAUUGAAGAUUUUAACUCACAAAUCAGUUGGUUGUUUUGUGUCACACUGUGGUUAUGGAUCAAUGUGGGAAUCUUUAGCAUUGUGUGAUUGUCAAUUAGUACUUUUGCCAAGUGCUAAUGAUCAAACUUUAAGUUCUAGGCUGAUGGAACAAGAUCUUAAGGUUGGUGUUGAAGUGAAGAAGGAUGAAAAUGGUUGGUUUUCAAAGGAGAGUUUGUGCAAGGCUGUGAAAUGUGUCAUGGAUAAAGAUAGCCAAGUUGGUUGUUUAGUGAAAGAGAAUCAUAGAAAAUGGAAGGAAGUUCUUUCAAGUCCUGGUUUCAUGAGCAACUAUAUUGAUAGUUUCAUUCAGAAUUUGCAUGAACUUCUAGUUAAAUAGACCUAGAAUUGGCAGGCAGUUGAAGUUACGGGUUCAAUAUGUAUAAUAA
Messenger RNA from Solanum verrucosum, 1443 nucleotides. Its product is annotated as UDP-glycosyltransferase 79B8-like. Gene Ontology annotation, molecular function: UDP-glycosyltransferase activity. Lineage: Eukaryota; Viridiplantae; Streptophyta; Magnoliopsida; Solanales; Solanaceae. The transcript has 2 exons. Bases 3 to 1394 code for a protein of 463 amino acids. The record is from RefSeq and is a predicted model, not a curated record.